This is a messenger RNA of Oryza sativa Japonica Group (Japanese rice), 2419 nucleotides long. RefSeq lists its product as uncharacterized. The record is from RefSeq and is a predicted model, not a curated record. Lineage: Eukaryota; Viridiplantae; Streptophyta; Magnoliopsida; Poales; Poaceae.
GUUACAACUUUUACUAAGCGCUUGUACGAGAAGAUAGCUCUAGCAACAAGACAACCAUAAAAGGAAUCAUAUGUAGUUAUCCCGGAAAUAUGAAGAGAGGAAAACGCUAGGACUUCCCAAUACAUGAAGAUGAAACACACUAGCGGUAGAGUUUUUUUUCUAAAACACUUUUAAAAAGGGUAAAUUACAAUUUGAGUCAUUUUUUAUUAUCAAAGUUUUACUUUAGACUACACUUUAUCCAAUCUUUUCAUUUAUAUCAACAAUCCCGAGCGUAUCGGUUUCGCCCUAGCGAUCUCCCCUCACCUAUAGGCAAGACAUACAUUUGAGGAUAAGUGGAUAGAUAUAGCUAGAGAAGAGACCAGGGGUGGAACAGAGUAACAAAUAUAAAGUUAUCUAGUGAUUGGACUAAGAGUGAUCGAAAGUAAAACUUUGGCAUUAAAAUAUGACUGGAAGUACAAUCCAGUCUUAAAACCUUACUUUAUCUGGGUUUGGAUCCAAUAAUUUAAAAUUGUUUCUUUUAUUUGCUUUGUAACUGUAACUUUUCCUUCUAUAUUGUUCUAUUGUAUGUAUAUAUUGCGGUAGGAGACUCUCGUUUUCGACUUUAAGAAUAGAAAAAUAAAACAUUAAAUAUGUAUAUGUAUUGAAAUUUCUCCUUAAUUACUUCACUUCCCAAGAUGAACAAUCAGCCAUUUUGCCACAACAAUAGCCCAGAGCACACCAACCGCGUCGAUUUCUUUUUUCCCCCUCAUGUCUAGAGAUCUGAAACUAAAAAAAAAAAAAAGAAAUUACCAUGCAGUAAAAAUCUAAUUAUAGCAACUUUCAGUUCAGCUAGCUCAUUUUCAAGUGUGCUUCUUUUCAGACAACAAUACGUGCAUGUAAAUGGCAUUCUCAACACCAAAAACACAUUAAAAACCAUCAAGAAAAAAUAGCAAAAAAAUCUAGCUAGGUACGAAGAAAAAAAUAGCCAACAAAAAAACAUGUUUAUUUGGAGCAUGUCUAUUUAUCUCCUUCCUCUUUAGUCCAGCUCUCACCUCUCUAUAUAAACUCCUUUGACCCCCAUCAUUCUCCACACCUCAAAGCAUCUCUUCUUCCUCCUCACCUCUCCUACGUAGUUGCAACCAACAAGAAGCACAAGCUUCGUCUAGCCCGAUCCAGCGUCGACUCAUCGGCUUCCUCAAGCUCAAGCUCAAGCUAGCUUUGCCGGCAAUGGCCGACCGCUGCUGCGUUUACAUGCACGAGAUGGAUGACGUCCACCGGUGGCUGCCGUCGGAGGUCCUCAGGGACAUCGGGAUCGCAGAUGCCGACGAGCGCCGCCGCCUCGCCAUCGUCGAGGAUCGACCUCGCCAGGCCCAGCGCCCUCUCUUCUCUUGUCACCAUCGACCACAGGUGACGGGCGGGGAUGGUGGUGAAAUGCUUAGGGACCAUCACGCCCUCGCGGGCGCCGGCCGUCCAAGGGUGGCCGCCACGCCGCCGCUGCAACUGCGACUUGUUGGGAAUAGUCGACUGCCAUUGCCAGCGCCGGCCGCGCCGUGGCAUGUCAUGACGGGUGGCCCAAGGAACACCAUGGUUCUGCGCCCAGCGCCGCCACCGGCGAUGAACCACCCACACCCGCUACUCCGUGGCGGCGCCGUCACCGGAGCAGCUCCGCCGGUGACGACGCGGCGCAGCAGCGGCACAGGCUUCUUCUUGCCGCGCACCACGGCCGCCGACCCCCGCCACGCGAACCACCACAUGACGGCGGCUGCGGCGAGGCCCCCCUACUACCAAUGUUCCACCGAGGCAGUGUCGGGCACAAAGGCACCGGCGAGGCAACGAGGCAGCGGCUGCGGCGACGACCAUGGCGAGGAGGCAGCAAGAGCUCACGCGAGCAAUGGCGGCAAACAUGCAGCAGCUCGCCGGUGCUCCAGCGGCAACCACCAGCCCGUGCCCAGAGCUCGCUCUACCACAGGAAUGGACUCAUUAGGGCAUGGACAUGACGCACUCAUGCACCAGCCUGCAGUGAUCACACACUACAACUACAUGCACGGACAUUUAUGCGCACCAUAUCAUUGGUGUUAGCGUGUAGCUGUAGAGUGCAGUGAAGUAAUUUAUGUUCUAGACUAAAAGGUCACAGUCGAAAUUGUUUUAACUCGUUUGUGGCUUUCAAUAUAAGCUGGGCCGUGAGGUAUUUCCUGUAAAAAUAUAUAUAUACUCCCUCCGUUUCACAAUGUAAGUCAUUCUAGCAUUUCCCACAUUCAUAUUGAUGCUAAUGAAUCUAGACAUAAUGCUAGAAUGACUUACAUUGUAAAACGGAGGAAGUAUGUUUUAACUCGAUUGCUGAAGUUGUGGCAAGAUUCAAUCUUGUUGCUGUUCCAGUCCAUACCAACUGCUCUUCAGCUUGUGAUUUGUGCAUUCUACAUAGACAUGCAUGCUACAGUUA